Carya illinoinensis is the source of this 1510-nucleotide messenger RNA. RefSeq lists its product as uncharacterized. The transcript has 9 exons. The record is from RefSeq and is a predicted model, not a curated record. Lineage: Eukaryota; Viridiplantae; Streptophyta; Magnoliopsida; Fagales; Juglandaceae. The coding region runs from base 194 to 871 and encodes 225 amino acids.
UACGAGCCCACAGUCGUUUAUUUGUACGCAAGAGUUGGCAUCCGCCAGGCCUUAUGCGCAGGGUGCAGCGUACACUCGCCGUACAGGACAUCGGUUCUUUGAUUCCCGCCGAUAGCUUAAGAAGCGCUUGAACUGUUCUCUUCGUCAUUGAGUGAUAGUAAAAUACCCAGAACGAAUAUGUACAGGAGACUCCAUGGGUUCAGAAAUUGAUACUCUCGAGGUGAGGUUAACAUCCAUGCUUGGUCAGCUCCAAACAGAGUGCGGCAUUCUUGAAAGAAUAGUGUACAAGAACAAGAACCAGCAUCGGCGUUGCUCGUAUUUCCAGCAUAUUUUGAAGGUGAGGAGGGGUUUAAGGCUGCUGCAAUCGGCUAAAUUGGAGGAGUUAGUAGAUUCUUGCUUUUUGGUUAUCACUGGAAAGAGACCUAAACAAAAGGUGCACCUUUUAGAAAGUUUAAAGAGGAGAAAAUGUGAUGGUGGAAAACAUAAUAUUAUGGAACGACUUCUGGGAGCUGCACGACUACUCUUGCUGACUGUUGAGCCAAUGUUGAUGGCAGCUACUGAGAUAUCUAUCUUGCUUGCUCGAUCUUUUUUCACGGGAUUUUCUCUGACAAUGUUGGCUUUGCUUGCACGCCUUCGAGUUUUGGUUCAGCAAAUAUUACUUGAUGUUGUCUCAGUAUUCAACAUAGUUUCUUCUCUCUCCCAGAAGAAGCAAUCUGUAAAGAUAAGCCAGGAAGGAAUUGAGGUCUCCAGGGAGUUUUAUUCAAACAAUGAUGAAGUUGUUACCUUAGAGUGUGUAUGGAAAUUGGAUAAGUUUGUAUCACUUGAGAGGACGUAUAAGAGCAAUACUGGAAGCCCAAAUUGGGGAUCUUAAAGAAGAUGCAUCAAUAGGAACAUCAACUGUAAAGUAUCAAACUAUUGAGUCUUUUAUCGGAGAUGAUGAACUUGUUCACGAGAGGGUGGAUUCAGACCAAAUGGGUGAAAAAUGUCCAUCUUACUUCAAGGGGGGACAAGAUUGAUUCACUGGCAAGCCCACCCAUGAAGAGUGACAAUGGGAAGGAAGUUGAAGAUUGUAGGGAAGAGAUGGUUCGGACACAACAUCUACACCUAACAAGAAACUCCUGCAGGAAGUUAGUUUGCUUACAGCCUCAAAGCCCUCUCCAAGUUCAAAUACUUAAAUACUCAAGUCUGGAUCCAGAAAAGCAGCAUUCGUCUCCUUGAAAGAUCCUCCAGCGUUAACAAAAGAUGAGAAAAAUCCUCGAGUACUCGGCGUUAAGGAAAAUGAAACCAAUGGUGAGGACAGCGGAGCUCCAUUUUUCAGUUUGCUCAUUGGUGGAAAUGCGAAGGAUAGUCUCCUCUAGUUACUAACCUUUGAAUUGGAAUUUUUUCAUAAUAAUCUCAUGAAUUAUUUUUCAUAUAACUAAUUCUUUGACUUUAUUAACCUGUAAAAUGGGAAAAUCUUCAUUAUAUUCUUAGAUACCAUAUAAUUUAUUGAGCGCUGCCACAGCCUACA